CUCGGCCUCCGAGAGCAGCAGCGAGACCUGUUCGGUGGAGAGCAGAAAAAUCAGCAGGGACUUUGGGAGAGGGAAGGGCGCGAAGCCCCUGGAGCUGGCGAAGGCGAAGGCGGUGUACUCCUGCCGUGCCCCCCUGCAGCACGGCCCCCCAUAGCCAGGCGCAGCACUCCCAAGAGGCAGAUGCGGCCGGAUUCCCUGGUGAUUUACCGUCAGAAAUGCGAGUUUGGGAGAGGUCAAAGCCAGGACAGCUCACGGGGGAGCUUGGUGAGGAGGAUCUUCCAAGGGUCUGUAAAGGAGAAGCAGUUGGCUUCCCCUGCGAUGCCCAGAGUCAUGGAGGACACCACAGCCACCGAAAGCAACGAGCUUCUCUCAGCAAAAGACAGUGACCGAGAGCUGAGCAGCCAUGGAGUGAAGCAAACCGUCGCCGUGAGCACCGAAGCCCCGGACGUAUGUACAAAAGAGCAUGAGAAACCCUCAAAACUGAGUAUACCUCCUGAGGAGGUCAAGGAGGUGAAGAGGAGAGGUCUCCAUCGCUCUCAGUCGGACAUCAGUUCUCGCUACUCCAAGUCCUUCUCCGAGUUUGAUACGUUUUUCAAGUACUGUGGCCUGGAGCAGGAGGUCAUCGAGGAUCUUGGGAGAGAGAACUUCUCCGUGGUGUCGGACAACGUCUCCUUCAAGAUCCGCAGCAUCAGCGUGGCAACGUCCGAGAGUGACUUCACUAGGCACAGCGGGGACGACGGGCUGCUGGAGGAUGAACUCACAGAGCAGGUCCCGAGCAGCACUUCCGUGAUCGAGCGCAACGCUCGGAUAAUCAAAUGGCUGUACAUGUGUAAGAAAGCCAAGGAGACUAACAAGGUGAUCCAGGAACUGGCGUGA
Messenger RNA from Tauraco erythrolophus (red-crested turaco), 876 nucleotides. It is a transcript of the gene FAM110C, whose product is annotated as family with sequence similarity 110 member C. NCBI's taxonomy places the organism in Eukaryota, Metazoa, Chordata, Aves, Musophagiformes, Musophagidae. Gene Ontology annotation, molecular function: alpha-tubulin binding. Gene Ontology annotation, biological process: positive regulation of cell migration; regulation of cell projection assembly. The record is from RefSeq and is a predicted model, not a curated record. Gene Ontology annotation, cellular component: cell cortex.